Messenger RNA from Trichomycterus rosablanca, 954 nucleotides. Its product is annotated as neuropeptide S receptor-like. The transcript has a single exon. The record is from RefSeq and is a predicted model, not a curated record. The coding region runs from base 1 to 954 and encodes 317 amino acids. Gene Ontology annotation, cellular component: plasma membrane. Gene Ontology annotation, molecular function: G protein-coupled receptor activity; peptide binding. Gene Ontology annotation, biological process: cellular response to hormone stimulus; G protein-coupled receptor signaling pathway. Lineage: Eukaryota; Metazoa; Chordata; Actinopteri; Siluriformes; Trichomycteridae.
AUGGAUAUACAGUAUUGGACAAGGAUUGUAAUAAGAGCCAUUUUGUGCCUGUUUGGAAUUAUUGGCAACAACUGGCUGGCUCUUAGUUCCUGGCCAAAAUCCAUAUCUCAGGUGAGAACUAGUGACAUACUAUUUUUAAGUCUAUCUGUAUCCAAUCUGAUCACAAACUUGCUUGUGGACAUUCCAGACAUUAUGGACUUUGUAAACAGCUUUCCUACGGGAAGCCUCUACUGUAGCGCAUUCGAUUUUAGUUCCGAAUUAUCUGAGAGCAGCAGCAUCAUCACCACCAUGUUCAUCACUAUCUACUGGCAUCAGAAGCUUGUCGGUUCUCUGAAGCACGGAGGGGCUCCUGUGCCAAUGGACAACAUCAGACAUGCAGCAUCCAUGCUUGCAGGGAGCUGGACUAUAGCCUUUGUGUUUAACAUUCCCCGUUUGUUCUUUAUCUCUAAUGAGAUCAGCAAUGACAACCAGACCUUUAAAGAAUGUGCAGAAAAAUAUCCUUCUCCUGAAGUCAAGCAGAGCUAUGAAAUCCUGUACGUCUUACUCGUCAAUGUCAUUCCAGUGAUCGGGAUUCUUAUCGCGAGCAUCCAGAUUUCAAGCACUUUGCUGCAAAAUGAAAAGCGAAUAAAGGCCAACAACAAACCUGAAGUCAAGGUUAAAAAUGCAUCAGUAGAGGAUCCAAAAUCUCAACAAGGUUCAACAGGAGCAGUGGUGGCCAAAUCACAGACCAAAUCCAGCUCAUCUGCAAGAAGUUUGGUGCGAGCAGCAAAGAGUGUGUUGGCGGUGGCUACGAUUUUUCUUAUUUGCUGGGUGAUUCAUUCCGUUGUCACAAUCAUUGCCACCUUUAGGAAUUCUAUUCUGUUAAUAGAGUUGGCCAGCUACAUAGGAGCAUCCUACACCAACAUCAUCCCCUAUAUAUACCUGCAUGGUGUAAAGAAGUUUGCUUGCUGCUGA